This is a messenger RNA of Staurois parvus, 966 nucleotides long. The record is from the annotation of a GenBank genome assembly. NCBI's taxonomy places the organism in Eukaryota, Metazoa, Chordata, Amphibia, Anura, Ranidae.
AUGUGGUUAAUCUUUGCCUUGGGCUUCGUGGAAAACGCGUUUGUCAUCGCAGUCUUCCUGCUUCAUAACAGCCGCUGCACUGUGGCGGAGAUUUACCUGGGUAAUAUGGCCGCUGCGGAUCUCAUCUUUGUCAGUAGCCUUCCGUUCUGGGCCAUUUAUAUUUCUAACAAGUUCAAUUGGCCCUUCGGUAGCUUCCUCUGUGUCACUGUAAAUUCUUUGAUUCAGCUGAAUCUCUAUGGUAGCAUCUACUUUCUGAUGAUGGUCAGCAUUGAUCGCUAUCUGGCCCUGGUGAAGACCAUGUCCUUUGGUAGGAUGAGAAGAGCUGGUUGUGCCAAGAUUAACUGUGCCAUCAUCUGGCUUUGCGCAGUGAUAGCCAGUUUGCCCAAAGUCAUAUUCCGGAAGGUAAUGUUUCUUCCUGGGUUUAAUACCACCUCUUGCGUCAUAUUACCCCCACACGAGAGCUGGAACAUUGCCUCAAAUAUUCUCAUGAACCUUUUUGGCGGCUUCAUCCCAGCAGUCGUUAUUGGGUUCUGCACCUUCCAGAUUAUAAAAGUCCUGAGGAACAACACCAUGAAGCAAUUCAAAGAAAUCAACAAUGAGAAGAAGGCCACAUGGUUGGUCUUCUCUGUACUCUUAGUCUUUGUGCUAUGCUGGCUUCCGUUCCAUGUCAUUACCUUCUUCGAUACAUUGGAAUUGUGCAGAUUCAUCCAUUCCUGUAGCUGGGCCCAAGCCAUUGAGAUUGGAAACCAAAUAUCGACCUACAUUGGCUUCAGCAAUAGCUGUAUCAACCCACUCCUCUAUGUCAUUGUUGGCAAUCAUUUCCGAAAAAAAGCCAAAGAAGUCUUCAGGCAGUUUCUAGCUAAAUUCAGACCACCAAGAAGAGCAUCCUUGCCAGUAAGCUACUCUGGAAUCACAGUACGGACUUCGAUCUCCAUGGGGCAACAGAAACUUAUUUUAAAGCAGUAA